This is a messenger RNA of Psilocybe cubensis, 636 nucleotides long. RefSeq names its product Protein GID8-like protein. The record is from RefSeq and is a predicted model, not a curated record. The coding region runs from base 1 to 636 and encodes 211 amino acids. NCBI's taxonomy places the organism in Eukaryota, Fungi, Basidiomycota, Agaricomycetes, Agaricales, Agrocybaceae. The transcript has 2 exons. Gene Ontology annotation, molecular function: protein binding.
AUGGACUACCUGGUCAUUGAGGGGUACAAAUCAGCGGCAGAGGAAUUCAGCCAGGAAGCCAAUCUCAUCCCGCCGGUCGAUCCCGAGAGCAUCGAAAGCCGGAUGGACAUCAGAGAAGCGCUCCAACGAGGAGAUGUCGAAGAUGCCAUCACGCGAGUCAACGACCUGAAUCCUGAGAUCCUGGACACGAACCCUGCGCUGUACUUCAAGCUGCAGCAACAGAAGCUGAUUGAAUUCAUCCGGCAGGGACAGAUUGCAGAGGCGCUGACGUUUGCACAGGAAGAGCUCGCACCGCGGGGGGAGGAAUCGCCCGAGUUUUUGUCCGAGCUUGAGCGGACGAUGGCGCUGCUGGCAUUCGACUCUGCGCCAAACGCGCCGGCAGCGAUUGCGGAGCUGCUGUCGCCUGCGCAGCGGAUGAAGACGGCGGGAGAAGUGAAUGCAGCGAUCCUGGAGAGCCUGAGCCAGGGAAAGGAGGUGAAGCUGGUUGGACUGCUGAAGCUGCUCUGCUGGGGCGAGUCGCUGCUGGAGGAAAAGGCGGAUUUCCCAAAGGUGCGUAGUAGAGGGCGAUUCUGGAAAAUGGCUAACGGGGUGCUCGGUGUAGCUGAAUGUACUGGAGGGAACGUUGGUGUAAUAUAG